This is a messenger RNA of Funneliformis geosporum, 706 nucleotides long. The record is from the annotation of a GenBank genome assembly. Lineage: Eukaryota; Fungi; Glomeromycota; Glomeromycetes; Glomerales; Glomeraceae.
AUGGCUACUCCUGAAGAUUUAAAGAUUAAUGCUGAAUAUAUUCGUAUGGCUGAUCAAUAUAUCGAAGUACCUGCGAUGCGUUCGUUAGGUGAUAAAAUAUCAUCUAUAAUUGCUGCAAAUGUUCCUAUGAUAGAUUGGAGUGUGGGUGGAGGAGAAAAAGGAAUUAUAAAAGUGGAAAAUCAAGAUAAUUUUAAGCAAGCAUUUGCUCAAAUUCAAGGUGAAGUUCCUGGUUCACUGACUUUCAUCACGCGACUUGCUCCAGAUGCUCAUCAUCUUGAAGUUCAAGUUUUAGCGAUUCAAUACAGAAAUGCGAUCUCCUUAUUUGGAAGAGAUUGUUCAGGAAGCACUUCUGUUGAAGCUUUUGCAUGCGGUGUUACAUUUUUCUUUGUUGGUGGUGUUGAUAAAGAAAAUCGAUUUGAUUUUUCGGAUCCCGAGUCUCUUCAAACUCAAAGGAGACCUGUACCAAAAGGUCAUGUAAUAACCGUUCGUAUAACAGUGGAAAACCCUGACGCAGGAUUUAAACCAAGUAGUGGUAUGUCAAAUUACUUGAAACCAAAGCUUUCAAAAAAUAGUUUUAUAGUGGGAUGGUUGGACGAGAAUCUAACUGCCGAUAAGCCUGAUAAAAUGUAUCAAAAUUAUGAAGUUGUUAUUAUGCAGCCACCACAAUUACAAUUAACGAUCUAUGAAACUAAGGAUGAGCAAGAAG